Momordica charantia (bitter melon) is the source of this 1308-nucleotide messenger RNA. RefSeq lists its product as uncharacterized. Gene Ontology annotation, molecular function: protein-folding chaperone binding. Gene Ontology annotation, cellular component: cytosol. The record is from RefSeq and is a predicted model, not a curated record. NCBI's taxonomy places the organism in Eukaryota, Viridiplantae, Streptophyta, Magnoliopsida, Cucurbitales, Cucurbitaceae.
UACUGCAACCUGGCCAGAGGGCCGAGUAUUCCAAAUUGCAGAGCCGGAGUUCAGAAGAAGAGAGAAAACAGAGAAAGAAGACGACAGAAAAAUGGGCGUGAAUUACUACAAGAUUCUUCAGGUUGAUCGCAAUGCCAACGACGAUGAUUUGAAGAAAGCGUACAGGAAGCUCGCCAUGAAGUGGCAUCCAGAUAAGAACCCUAACAACAACAAAGACGCCGAAGCCAGAUUUAAGAAAAUAUCUGAGGCUUAUGAUGUUCUGAGUGAUCCUCAGAGACGAGUUCUGUAUGAUCAGUUAGGAGAGGAGGGUUUGAAGGGGCAAACGCCAUUUCCAGGUGGCCGUUGCAGUAACUCGACUGACCAUGGUCCGUCGGCCAUGUUUGGCUUCAACUCGAGAAGUGCCGAUGAUUUGUUUUCGGAGUUGUUCGGUUUUCGCAAUCCUUUUGUAGGAGUGGGCUGCACGGAUGACCCUCGUGCUGCUGCUUAUGGAUUUUCACGGGGUUUGUUUGGUGAUGAUAAACCUGGCUCCUCCAGGCGUGGGGCUGGUGCGGCCUCCGGUAAUAUGACUAGCAAAAAUGCCGCUAUAGAGAAGACUCUGCUGUGUAGUUUAAAAGAUCUAUACAAUGGAUCUGCGAAGAAGAUGAAGAUUUCUAAGGAUGUCAUGGAUGCUAGUGGGAGACCUACUACAGUGGAGGAAGCCUUAACAAUAGACAUCAAGCCUGGAUGGAAGAAGGGAACUAAAAUAACUUUUCAACAGAAUGGAAAUCAACAACCAAGAGCAAUAACCUCGGACCUCGUGUUUACCAUCGAUGAAAAGCCUCAUAGAGUUUUCAAAAGGGAUGGCAACGAUCUUAUUGCCACCCAAAAUAUUUCUCUGGUAGAAGCUCUAACAGGUUACACUGUGCAUCUGAUUACUCUUGAUGGCCGAAAUUUGACAAUCCCAAUCAAUUCAAUCAUUGGGCCCAGUUAUGAAGAAGUUGUCAGAGGGGAAGGGAUGCCAAUUUCAAAAGAACCUUCUAGAAAGGGGAAUUUGAGAAUCAAGUUCAACAUCGAGUUCCCCAUCAAACUGACGUCAGAGCAAAGAAGGAGCAUCAAUCAGUUAUUAACAUCUUCAUAAAAGAUGGUAACUCGUUCUCUAUUCAUCGUAUAUAUGGUUUUCAUUUCUUUAGUGUUCUGAGAAGUAAGUUCAUGUUUGUGUUCCAUUUAAUAAGUGAAUCAGACACAGUUGUUUGGUUUAGGAGCUUAAUAUGAAACUGAAUAUUUCAUUCAUUCACAGUUGCAAUUUCUGAAUCUGAGCCAAUUGUCAAA